AUGAAGCUGCUUUUUUCGCCGUCUUGGGACGCUGCAAGCAGGGCUUCGGCCCUUACCGGCCAGCCGGUCCUUGUCUAUCUUGACGAAAACGACGACAUGGCCCAGAAGCAUCUUUACCACAACACAAACCACGAUUUGGUGGAUGUGCUAAGGAGGAACUUUAUUUGUGUGAAGCCCGACCAGGAGGCGGCUGAAAUCGAGGAACUUAAGGAUUUGGAGUCGCCUUCUUUUACUGUUAUCCGUGGCUCCAUCAAAGAUACGUUCGUGGACGGUGACGUCGAGACCUUCCUCAGAAAGUACGUACCCGAGCUUCCCUCCAAGAAACCAGCCAAAAAACCACAAAGGAGAAUGUCCGAGAAGGAGGAGGACCUCUGCAGAAUACGAGCCCAGAUCGAGGCCGACAAGAAGGAACGGCUUUCCCAGAGACGCUACUCUGUGGAGUCCACCCCAAAAAGACAAAAGUCACCCGUCUCCGCAUCCCAGUGCAAACUCCUGAUCCGUCUUCUUGACGGAGAAACUGUCCAGGGCACUUUCAACUCAUCCCAGACCCUCCGUGACGUCAAGCGCUGGAUAGAGAGCGAAAGAGGCUUGGUGCUCUCCCCUGAAAGAGACGACGCUUUGCCGUCAUUUGCACACACCUCGGCCUUCGCCUUGAACCACUACGCCUUCUGCUACGUGGGCGUCCCCAGAGUCACUUUCACUGCCGGCCAGGAACUCACAAAGCUCAGCGACCUUGGCUUGAGCCCUCGCCUGGCGCUAAUUUUGAAGCCCGUGCAAAACGAAAAAGCCAAACACCUGCCCGGGCUCUGGAGCUCUCUCUGUGGCAAGGUCAAAUUCGUCACCGGCGCCUUGUACACAUUCUUUGACUACGGUCUUGAGGAUGCUGAGAGGGACUUCUCUGACGCUGUGGACGACGCCCAGCCUGCAUUUGUUGUGCCAGAACAGCCCGAGGCUGAAGAGGACACCAAGAAGGAAAACGUCUCUGCUGGUGCCUCCAGAAUGGCUCCAGUGUCUGGCAGAGGCAACCAACUGCAUGUUUUGCACGAUCGGGAGACCGAACAGCGUCAGUGA
Candidozyma duobushaemuli is the source of this 1071-nucleotide messenger RNA. RefSeq lists its product as uncharacterized. The coding region runs from base 1 to 1071 and encodes 356 amino acids. The record is from RefSeq and is a predicted model, not a curated record. NCBI's taxonomy places the organism in Eukaryota, Fungi, Ascomycota, Pichiomycetes, Serinales, Metschnikowiaceae. Gene Ontology annotation, molecular function: protein binding. The transcript has a single exon.